Aspergillus candidus is the source of this 604-nucleotide messenger RNA. RefSeq lists its product as uncharacterized. Lineage: Eukaryota; Fungi; Ascomycota; Eurotiomycetes; Eurotiales; Aspergillaceae. The transcript is spliced from 2 exons. The record is from RefSeq and is a predicted model, not a curated record. The coding region runs from base 88 to 414 and encodes 108 amino acids.
GCGACUACCACGGUAUCUUAACAAGUCCUUCUCUAUUCUUAUCCGCUCAUAUCUUUCUCCGAGAAACUCUCAUCUUAAGCCACUACCAUGCGGGCUACCAAUAUCAUUUUGUUCCUUGCGGCCUCCGCCAUGGCUACUUCUCUUGAAAAGAAGGAGCCCAGCCAGUCAGGUAGACAAGCAUGCGAUGAUGACGCUUAUUGGAGAUGUGGGGAACAAUCAACUGCGUGUGAAAAAGCCAAGGAGCACGAAUCUCAGCAAGCCCUAUAUAAAGCUUGUGGAACCGCUUUCGACGAUAAAUUCUUUGAAUGUUCCCAGUCACACAACGGAUUUUAUUCUAUCAAAGAGUGUAUUGACAAUGCUAAAACCUGUGUUAAUGCUGCUGGUUGUGAAUGUCGCGGAAAGUGGUGUCAGUGAUUGAUUUGAUAUUCAUGACAUCUAUAUAUGGCAUUGACAUCCAUAUAUGGCAUUGCUGUCGUGUUGCUAAAUUAUGCGAAUGUGGUCUCUUGUCUUGUGUAGUCUCUUACUGCCCUUGCUAGACAAUUAUAGGUGCCUAGAGCCAUGUCAUCGGCUUUUGCUUUCCAUAAAAUAUUUCCUGACAUGUUAG